Molecule: messenger RNA, 2352 nt
Organism: Uncinocarpus reesii 1704
Lineage: Eukaryota; Fungi; Ascomycota; Eurotiomycetes; Onygenales; Onygenaceae
Exons: 4
Coding region: 1-2352 (783 amino acids)
Biological process (GO): mRNA splicing, via spliceosome
Cellular component (GO): catalytic step 2 spliceosome
Molecular function (GO): ATP binding; RNA helicase activity; RNA binding
Source: RefSeq, a predicted model, not a curated record
AUGGAUAAUAUGCUAACUGACGGGAUUUCUGCGAUAUCUCCUCCACCCCCUCCAGAGCCUAUUGAUCGCCCGCCGACCCCUCCGCCGCUCCCUCCAGACGAUUCCGCCUUCCCUCCUCCACCUCCAGAUUUCCAUGCGCCGCCUCCACCACCGGAGGAUGUACCUCCACCUGCACCUAGCGAGCAAGCUGUGACGAAGAAAAAGAAGGUGGGAUGGGGAAGUGCAAAGUCGACUACACCACUAAGUGUGGAGGAGCUCUUGAGGAAGAAGAAGGAAGCGGACGAUGCGGCUUCAAAGCCCAAAUUUCUCAGCAAAGCUCAGCGCGAGAAGCUUGCGCUGGAGAAGCGAGCGAGAGAGUUUGAGAACGAGAGACGCAAGCGAACAGCAAGUACAAACGGCAGUAUUACUUCAGAUUCCAACGGCGGGAGUCGUGAUUUUACAGGGAAGCUCGAUCUUAGCGACGCGGCUGCAAUGCGGAGUUCGCAAUCAAAAAAUGGCGACGCACGAUCUGGAGGCAAGAAUACAUCGGAUUCAACUCCCGUUGGAGAGAAAAGAACUGCGCCUGAAGACGCCCAGGCUCUUCUGAUCAAGCAGCGAUAUAUGGGCGCGGAUCAGACGUCUAAUUUUUCUGCCAAGAAGAAGAGACGGCGAACUACGGAGCGCAAGUUUAAUUUCGAAUGGAAUGUGGAGGAAGAUACCAGCCCGGAUUAUAAUCCGUUGUACCAGAACCGAUCUGAGAUGAAUUUCUUUGGACGCGGUCGAUUGGCCGGAUUUGCAGAUGAUAUGGUCGAUAAUGCAGCGAAGAAAUAUGCGAGAGCUCUUGAAGAUAGAGACCUUGAAGCCGGCAGUGCGAGAGCACGAGAAAUUCUUGAGAUGGAACGGCGCAGAAGGGAGGAAGGUGGCCGACAUGCGUUGGAUUUGCACUGGAGCCAGAAAAAGCUGGAGCAAAUGCGCGAACGAGAUUGGAGAAUUUUCAAAGAAGAUUUCAAUAUCAGCACCAAAGGCGGCAGCAUACCGAACCCGAUGCGGUCGUGGGGCGAGUCUACAUUACCAGCACGGUUGCUUGAGAUAAUUGAUAAGGUUGGAUAUAAGGAUCCGUCGCCGAUUCAGAGAGCAGCUAUCCCUAUUGCACUACAAAACCGAGAUCUCAUAGGCGUCGCGGUCACAGGUUCGGGUAAAACAGCCGCAUUUUUACUUCCCCUUCUCGUCUAUAUUGCUGAGUUACCUCGCCUUGACGAGUUCGAGUGGAGGAAGAGCGAUGGACCUUACGCUAUCAUACUGGCGCCCACCCGUGAGUUGGCGCAGCAGAUUGAGAAUGAAGCGAGAAAAUUUUGCAGUCCCCUCGGCUUCAAUGUCGUUAGUAUCGUUGGCGGCCAUUCCCUGGAAGAACAAUCAUUCAGCUUGCGGAACGGUGCUGAAAUCAUCAUUGCCACUCCCGGACGUCUAGUUGACUGCAUUGAGCGACGCAUCCUCGUGCUCAGCCAGUGCUGCUACGUGAUCAUGGAUGAAGCUGACCGCAUGAUUGACCUUGGUUUCGAAGAGCCAGUGAACAAGAUUCUUGACGCCCUUCCAGUAACAAACGAGAAACCCGAUACCGAUGAAGCCGAGGACCCGCGCGCAAUGAGCCAGCAUGUUGGAGGCAAAGAUCGGUACAGACAGACGAUGAUGUACACAGCAACCAUGCCCUCUGCUGUUGAACGAAUAGCGAGGAAGUAUCUUCGGCGCCCAGCUAUUAUCACCAUUGGGAAUGUGGGCGAGGCCGUGGAUACGGUGGAACAGCGAGUUGAAUUCAUCGCCGGUGAGGACAAGAGGAAGAAACGACUUGCGGAUAUUCUUGCAUCGGGCGAGUAUCGUCCUCCCAUCAUUGUCUUUGUUAAUAUCAAGAGGAACUGCGAUGCUGUUGCUAGGGAUAUUAAACAGAUGGGAUUCUCUGCGGUCACUCUACACGGUAGCAAAACCCAAGAACAGAGAGAAGCGGCUUUGGCUUCCGUUCGCAACGGGAACACAGACGUACUCGUUGCUACAGACCUCGCGGGGCGUGGUAUCGAUGUGCCCGAUGUCAGUCUAGUUGUAAAUUUCAACAUGGCGACGAACAUCGAGAGUUAUACCCAUCGUAUUGGACGUACAGGCCGUGCAGGAAAGAGUGGUGUGGCCAUUACGUUCCUUGGAAAUGAGGAUUCGGAUGUUAUGUAUGAUCUCAAACAAAUGCUUAUGAAGUCGUCCAUAUCACGGGUUCCCGAGGAGCUUCGCAAGCAUGAAGCGGCCCAGUCGAAGCCUAACAAGGCUGGUGGUGGACAGAAGAAGGCGGAUGAAAGCGGUGGGUUUGGGGUUAAAUCCGGGGCUGGAUGGUAG